This is a messenger RNA of Conger conger (European conger), 5820 nucleotides long. RefSeq names its product family with sequence similarity 131 member Bb (gene fam131bb). The coding region runs from base 666 to 2012 and encodes 448 amino acids. The record is from RefSeq and is a predicted model, not a curated record. Lineage: Eukaryota; Metazoa; Chordata; Actinopteri; Anguilliformes; Congridae. The transcript is spliced from 11 exons.
ACUCUCAAAUAUGUUGCCAUUUCAAUCAAAUUUUACUUAAUGUCAACCACAUGGGCCGUUUUUUGGUCAUUUCAUAACUUCGUGAGUGAAGCCUUAAGCUAGUGCUAGUGCUGCCCUGUUGCUGUGUACAUGACUACACUGUGUACAUGGCUCAGUUAGAGCCUGGCUGGGAUUAAGAUCUCUUGUGCAGCGUGGCUUGUCACCAACAGGACAGGAGGAAGACCAGGAGGCCUGUCCAGAGGCAGUGGUAGAGAGCUCUUCAGCAUGGAGAGAGCAUGGAGGUACACGGGGCUCUCCUCUGAUAAAGGAGUGCACAGUCUGCUGAGAGGGAGAGGGAGGGGUCGCCGGAAAACAUGGAGGUGGAGGGAGGGGCCUGGCCAGCAGCAGCCACUCCGGUGUCAGAGCCAACAGAGCUGGAAUGCAGCCAAGCUGGAGGAGCAGCAAGCACCAAGAGAGCGUUACAUCAGGGUUAGACAACACCUCCAGUCCUCCAGGGCAGCCCUCCCUUGGGAUAAGCAGGCUUCUCUACAUGUGAAGAGCACAACACUCCUUCCUGUGUCUGAUGGGGGAGAGGGAGGUGCCGGAUUCAGCCAGACCCCGUGGUCAGACCGGCGUUAGAUUGAUGGAGGACUGUCACCACGGGCCCAGGCCUUUGUAAAAAAACCAUGGGAUGUAUCGGCUCCAGGACCCUCACGGCGGAUGGUGUCCCAGUGCAGAAAGAUGGAGAACAGCUUUCUAUGGAAGACACCACCUCCAUUCUUCCUCGCCUAAAACGAAACUCCAAUGCCUAUGGGAUCGGGGCUCUGGCUAAGUCUUCACUUUCAGGUGUGUCAGGCGUGUCGCGGUCCAUGAAGGACAAGGUGACGAAGCCCACGGCGAUGGCGCAGGGCCGCGUGGCCCACAUGAUCGAGUGGCAGAGCUGGGGCAUGCAGACCGUGGGGGCCGGGGGCGGGGUCAUCACCAACGUGCAGCGGGAGCGUGAGCGCAAGCUGGAGAACGACGCCUACAGUGACCUCAGCGACGGGGAGAAGGAGGCGCGCUUCGCGGCAGGAGUUAUGCAGCAGUUUGCGAUCUCCGAGGCAACCCUGCUGGCAUGGACCUCCAUGGACGGGGAGAGCCUGAGCGCGGGGUCCAACCAGGGCAGUGUGGCCCUCCUCAGCGAAGCCAAUCAGGAGAGUAUCACCAGCCGGGACCCGAUGCACCACUCUUCCGCAGAAGUGUGGCCACAUACGUACGUAUCCCAGGGCCUCUACUGUCUCUCAUCCUCUGACGCCUGGGAGCCAAUAAGCAACGAGCCCUCAGGCGUGGCCUCCCCCGCCACUGGUUCCUACGUCAUGGGUGGCGGGACAUCCUGUGAGGGAUACGAAGGGAGCACCGCCCACUUCCUGUCUCAGCAGCAGCAGCAGCAGUUCAACCUACAGCAGCAGAAUCAAAUACAGCAGAUGCAGCAGCUACAGCAGAUCCAGCAUUACCAGCAACAGCAGCUGCUUCAGUAUCAGCAACAGCAACAACAGUCCCUGGAGCACAGGCUACACAGCGGCCCGCAGUCCCUGCAAGCCACGCCCAACAGCACCGUUCACAGCCUGGCUGCUCACACCCAUCCCCCGCUCGUGGAUUUAUGGGGCACGGGGCAGGCCGAGGCCUAUCAGACGGAGGCUGGGGGGUAUGCGGGCGUGUCGUCCGCGGAAGGGGCCGUGACGGCAGCUGGCGGGGAGGAGACAGGGGCGGACAACGCGCCUCUGCUGGAGCAGCAGGAGGAGGAGGAGGAAGAGGAGAAGGAGGUCAAGGAGGAAGAGGUGACGUUGUGUUUGGAGCCUGAGUCUGUAACCUUGACCUCGCCUGCACCAAGAGAUGAGGUCACCAGUGCAGGGAGCAGCAGUCCGGGUCUACCACCGGUGGAGCCAGUCACAGAGCAGAAGACCUCUGAUGUCACUUCCAGCGUAUCUCAAUCACUGGACGGAAAGGAUGAAGACAGGGAAGAUGUUCCGGUUGCUGUCGCGGCAACCAACUGAGUGACAGGUGCAGGAGAGAGACUGAUUGGUGCCCUGGUGAUGAACAUUCUGAUAGUGUUUAUCAAACAUGAAUCCAUCCGACAUGUUCCCUUCCGGGUAUCAGACAACUGUGUGACGGAAAAUAUUUCAGAGACUGUUUCGUGCAAAGAAGGAGCAAACGGUGGACAGAGUGAAAAUAGUUGAAAGACAUGGUUUUCUUUUAAGAUGAAUGUUCAACAGGCCCCUCUCUGGGAGAGAGCGAGGGGAGCUACGGAAUCGUGGGAAAAAUGGAGAAAGCCAAUAAAUUUACAAACAAGAGGAGGGAUGAAAGAAGAACAAAGGACUGAGAGGAAAGAAUAGUGGGCAAUAACGGACAGCAAAAAAAAUCUAAGGAUAAACCAGAGUACUACACCAGAAACCAAAAGACAAGGACAGACAGAAAUGUGCAUGCUUUUUAAAAAAAGAUAUAAGGAAGGAAUUCCAUCAAUAUAUAUACAAUAAUAAUAAUAAAGUAAUGAUACAUGACACAUAAUAAUUAUUAUAAUAAUUUUCUAUUGAAACAAAAAAAUACAAUAAAAAUGAUAAAUGUAUAUGUGUAUAAAACUAUAUAUACCUAAAGACACUAACAGAAUAUUUCUGAUUACACAGAUUCCUGAUGAAAAAGUGAUCAUGUUUUAACUCCAGACAUAAACCCACCCAAGUUAACUUUGCACAUAUUUAAAAGAACUACAACCAUUAAGAUCACUCUUCUGUGAAGUGGUUCUCAUGUUUGUACUUCCACCUUUGCACAGAUAUACACACUCUCACGGGCAAAUCUGGAAGGCUUUUCACUGAUGUGUCAUAAUCUCUAGCUACCGCAGCGUUCGGUCACAAUAGUGAAAUGAAUCAGGGCAGACGUGUUAAUGUUGACCGAUCAUUGUUGUGCAGUAACGUGCAGUGCAGCCCAUUCCACACAGUGCAGUUCAAUACAAUAAUACACUGCGCUGUGUGGCACUCCUUACUCCAUGGCACUAUGCUGGGCUGCACUGGACAAUGCUUUACAAUAUACUGCACAAUACUGGAUUGUAAAGAGAUAUGCUGUCUACUUUGUUUCUUUGGUACGCGUGCUGAAUUUGACUUCGGUGUACUACGGCAUACUGUACAACACUGUAUAGAUUUGCACUGAUCCAUAGUACACUGAGGUAGAAAAAGAGAAGUUCCAGAAUUUAUUUUACAGAAUCCGGUUCCUUUUUGAUGAGUCAACGCUUAUGAAUAGAGGAGAGGUAGAAUGGUUGAGUCUCAGCUCUUGCACUGGACAGCAAAGCUAGCUGGGGAAUGGAUUUUGAUGGAGCCACUCCUGGUUCUACUCCGAGCUUCUGCGUUUUUAUGACCGUCAAAGCUCCAGUGCCACCUACGUGCAACCAGAGCAAUCAGGACUUUCCACAACAAAACUCCAGAAACAACAUGGACCCUGGAACACUGCUCUAACAUGGGACCACAAGGAAAACAGAAACAUCUUCUACUGUUCUGGUUUCCUGUGAACUGACUGUGGCUUGGGAAACUGUGGUAGCACCAGUCUAGGUUUACUGUGACCUGGAUUGAGGUUUCAAAGAAAGGAGGCAAUUCUUCAAAGAGCAAAAGAAUGCAAACCAUAUGGAGGAGUUAAUUGAAGGCAAAUACAAAAGACAAAAUUCUAACAGACUGGCAAACACUAGCUUUUAAGGGCUUAUGCCCAUUGUCUCGCACAUAUGUACAUACUCCACACUAUAAGACCAAUCACCUCUCCUCUCAAGGCACCCAAAUUCUGUUCAGUCAACUGAGCUACAAUCUAUUUAUUUUUAUACUGUUAAUCUCACAGUAUGUUCUGUCAACAUUUAUUGCACAGUAUGAUGAGGAGAAUGGGAGGGUGUGUGGAAACCAGAACCAGAGAUUUUAGAACGUUUAAAAGGUUGUAUUGAUGACCGUAUAAAUGGGAAACGUUCUGAUGUUCGCAACUUGGCAAACAUCCUGCUCUGGGCAGGCUUGUUCCUGUUCGAAGUAAUUAUCUUGCUUGAACACACGCAUAUGCACACACACACACUAUGAACUGAGCAAGGGACAAGCUGAAUUGUACCUGUAUGAGUGUGUGUACCCAUGGGAAAAUAUGCAUCACAAAAGAAGAAUGGUUGUUGAUUUUUUUGAAAUAUGGAGUUUUUCUUGGGAAGAUUAUGUGCAUGAUUCACUGCAGACAUAGGACACACGAGUGACUAGCACUUAUUUGGACAGCAUCCAUCACUUUUGAUAUUUGUGUGAAAAGCUGAAAUAUAUUGACUUGAACUGAUUAAUUUAUUGAUUAUUUAUGCAAUGUUGGGACAAUGUUUAUUUUUUUAUGAAACUGUUGGCACUCCCACCCAAAUAAGAUAGAAUGCGACUUGUUGAAUCCUCUGGUUCCCUGCUGUGUUGUGAGUGGGGAGGAGCUCUGCAGACAGCCCGUCACCGUGAGGUCAGUCGACGUGGCACUGCGCCCUCUGCAGCUGGAUGCAUCGGUGAUCACUGGAUGCACUGGUGAUCACUGCAUCCAACUGCCUUCGGGUUCGAUUGUAGCACAAACGGGAAAACUCUGGAUGUUGAUCACACGCGUUCGUUUAUUUAUUUAGGAAUGGUGGGAUACCGUGGAAUCCUGUACAAACUGUAAUUUGUCUCGCUGGAGGGUGUGUGCAUAUGUAGAUAUUGACAAUAAAAAUAUAGAUAGCCUUCUUUGGAAGCAAUAUCAUUUGCAUCGUUGAAAUGUGUUUUUAAAAAAGGAUUUCUGGAGAGUUACUUUCAAUGCUGAUGUUUGCAGUGGCCAUGUCAGUGGGCACAGGGGAACGACAGGACACUCCUUACAUUUCUACAGCAGGCCUCCAUGUGAUUAUUAGUGCUAUCAGGACUCCAGUUUACCCACAGUGCCCAUUUGGAUAAGUGGCUGUUCAGUGCAUCCUGAAAGCAUGCAAUUACAAAAUGAAAUUAGUUUAAUGAAUCAUGGAUGAAUCAGUGAAUCAUAUUGCUUCAGAGAAGGUGGUCUAUUGCUUUUGUCUCCAUAGUAGUGAAUAUUUGAAGAGAGAGAGGCUGAGAGAGAGAUAGAGUGUGAGAGAGGAAGGGAGCGAUAGAGAGAGAGAGAGUGAGAGAGAGAGAGAAGCCAAAUUUCUUUCCAUGGAUAUUAUUAAAGUUUAAUAAUGUCCGUACUGAUAUUUUGAUUGUUUUCUGAUUUUGGUUUAUUUUUUGUAUGAUUCUACUGCCAUCUUUCAAUACAAACUGUCUUCAGGCAUGAAUUUAUAUCUUCUUCCUAUUUGCCUUCCUCUGCCCUCCUCUUUUACAUGUUCUGUCCGUGUAUCCGUGUGCCAUUCUGUCAGUCUGUCAGUUUGUCUUUCUGUCUGUCACUGUGAGGAACUGUUUUCUGUUCCAUUGGGAGGAAUCAUAACCUGAAACAUAUAUUUGAAAUUCACUUGAGCAAUUGGGCAAAUGCCAUGGAGGGCUCCUACAUUUUAAAUACAGCGAUGCAUUGGAAUGUAUAUAAAAAAAACUAAAUUCUGACAAAUGUGUGAACAUUUUAACAAUGCAUUUGACUAAUAUAAUCAUGUGUGCCCAUACCUAUACAUGCAUAUCUACAGGUUGUAAAUAAAUGGUUCUUCCACAUGGAUGUGUGUGCCUAUGUGUACCUUUCUGAAUCAAUCCUUCUUCUUCCCUCCUUUUUCCUGCACGAAAAAACCGCUCCAUCCCAAAGCCGUCACUUUCCCCAACUCUGUCCUCCAGCCAGAAAAAAAAACAAAAACAAAAACAAACAAAACAAAAAGAAAUGGAGAAAGAGCAAAUAAACAAACAAACAGACAAA